AUGCCUGUGACCUUAGAGGACGUCAGCGACGUCUUGCUACCGCGUCGAUACCAGGAGGAGAUCUUCUCGCGAGCCCAAGGCAGCAAUGUCAUAGCAGCCCUCGACACUGGAACAGGCAAGACAUAUAUCAGCACUCUGCUGAUAAAAUGGAUUGCCGCGAGGGACGCGGGACUGAGCAAGAUCAUCGUAUUUCUGGUGCCGAAGGUGGCCCUCGUUGAGCAGCAAGGGGAUUUCAUCGCAAAGCAGACACCAUUACGCGUCACCAAAUGCUGUGGUGCUACGGCUAUUGAUUUGACAGAUAGAGUCGGAUGGAAGAAGGAACUCGAGAGUACGGACGUUCUUGUUUUGACAGCACAAAUAUUCCUGAACAUCCUCACACACUCCCAUUGGAGCCUCGAGAAGGUCUCACUAAUGGUCUUCGAUGAAUGUCAUCAUACGCGGAAGAACCACGCAUACAAUGGCAUAAUGCGCGAGUAUUUCCAAUUACCGGUCGAAAAGCGGCCAAAAGUGUUCGGUAUGACGGCGUCGCCGAUCUGGAAUCCGAGGGAUGCAGUCGAGUCGCUCGCGACCUUGGAAAGGAAUCUUGACGCGAAAGUCAUCGCGGUCCGUCAGCACGUCGAUGAGCUCAUGGGCCAUGCACCGAAACCUGAGGAGUUGAUGCACGAAUACCCACCACCGCUCGAUAUCUACCCAGCAUACCCCAAUCAGACGCUAUGGGCUCGGUUGAACUUGGAAGGUCUUCCCCCAGAGAUAGACAUACCUGUCGAGAAGAUCAAGACGCGAUACGACGUGACGUACGCAAGCCUGGGCCCGUACGGUGCUGAGUUGUUCCUCUACAUGGACAUCAAGCAGCGGAUCGCGCAGAUGGUGCACCGCUCGAGUGCCUUUGAUAUCGACUACAUUUCGAUCAUGUACGACCCGGAAGGCGACAUAGCGAUGCAUACAUCGCUGCCGCCGAUGCAGCUUCCUCUCGAAGUGCAGGAGCUGCAAGAAGCGCUGAAUGAUCACAAGCAAUAUUUCGAGGAUGAGGAUGACCCUGAUUCGCUGCCCACGAUGGUGCAUCUGAAGUGGUGCUCACCGAAAGUCCGGGAGUUGAUCGAUAUCUUGUUCGCGCACUAUACGUCCACGUUCCAGGGCAUCGUGUUUGUGGAGCAGCGCCAUGUCGCCGCAUGUCUGGCGAAGAUGCUGUCCCGUGUCCCGCAGCUCAGCCAUCUCAUCCGAAGCAGGCAGCUGAUCGGACACGGGGCGGCAAGUCUUGCGAAAACACAGAUGAAAGGUAUGGUGCUGAGAACCCAGCAAGACAUUGUGAAAAUGUUUCGUGAACGAGAGAUUAAUCUCUUAAUCGCUACUUCUGUUGCUGAGGAAGGGCUGGACUUCCCGGCAUGCGAUCUCGUCAUUCGGUUCGAUCCAAUCCAACAUAUGGUUGGCUACCUUCAGUCUCGUGGAAGAGCUCGACAUCGGACUUCCAAGUUCGUCAUCAUGGUACAGCAAGGACAUGCAGCCCACAUGGAGCGCUAUCGAGCCUUCUCCGAGAUCGAGCCACAGCUCCGCGAGGUGUAUCAGGAGCGCGACGCCGAGAAGGAACCAGGAGAGAUAGACGAUGAGCCGGAUGACCCAGUCGACAUUGCCGAGCGAGAACGAUACGUCGUGCCCCACACCGGUGCUGUGCUGACCUAUAACAGCGCGAUCAGCCUCCUCAAUCACUUAUGUUCGCUUAUACCGCACGAUAAAUUCACGCCCGUACAUCUUCCCAAGUACUCCGGAGAUUUCACCUCCACGCUUCAGCUCCCUUCGAGUCUCCCAUUGCCACAAGAGGGCUUAAAUUAUGUCGGUCCUACGAAGCACUCAAAGAAAGAGGCGAAGCGGGCCGUUGCCUUCAUGGCUGUCAAACGACUGCACUUACUGAACGUCUUCGACGAUUAUCUCCUUCCGACACAGAGCAGGAAUAGCGAAAUGAAUGAAGACGGGGACGGAAGACCUAUACCAGACGCCAGCAAGGUCCCUGACAUGAUGCAGGUACAGGUUCGAGAUCCAUGGACGCGGGCACAAACACUGUAUUUGCACGUUGUGUACCUCGAUGGGCGCCGGACGGCUGGUCUGAUCACGGGCACGGUGCUGCCUAGCGUAGAGUUGGUAUGUCGCGGAACGUACGUCUCGACGAACGAAAUACAACGAGUCAGGUUUGAUUCAAGGGAGGAGUGGAGGCAGCGCAGAGUGUUGGAAGACUACAUGAGAAUGGGGCUCUGGUGGUCCGUCACCGGAAGAGGGAUUACUCUUCCGCUGACGUGCUACCUAGUUCCAAUCACUCAUACGCUGCAGAUUGACUGGGAUGCCAUUGAACGGGCGGUCAUUAAUCCGUACGGCAUAUCUGAUUGGUCGAGCAUCAACGAGGAGGACUAUUUCCAUACGUUGGUUAUGUGUGUCAAGGAACCGGGUCGUCCACUGCUUCUUCGCACAAUCCGCACUGACAUCACGCCACAAUCGGUUCCUCCCGAGGGCUCCAGGGAAGGUGGUUUCCCCACAUACAGGGAUUAUUGGCUGCACAGGUUUACUCGAAAAGGCAUUCUCCCUGAGAUCCCUGAAGAUGGGCCAUGCCUGGAAGCGCAGCUUUGGCUCAGGCACACGUCCUGCUCCUACUCUUUGGACAACGGAGCCGAUGACCAGUUGUCGCAGUCCACAGUUCCUUUGGCUAUGCUAUAUCCUCUUUCGCUGUGCCGCCGCGCGGAGAUCUCGGAGGACAUUUACUUCACAUUCCAUGUUCUGCCUGAGCUGUGUCAUCGAAUCACAGACGUGUACCGUGCUCGUGCGGCUCGAGCAGAACUGUGUCUUCCACCAAUUGCUGACGACCUCCUCAUUCAAGCCCUCACAUUGCCGAGCACACAUGCAACCUUCAACAACCAACGCCUGGAGACCCUCGGAGACUCUGUACUCAAACUCGCUAAUGUCGUCCAUCUCUACAACAAGUAUCCCCAUAGGCAUGAAGGUCAAUUGGACACGCUCCGCCGCAGCUCGGUCUCUAACCGGACGCUUCUUUCCCGGGCGAAAGAACAUACGCUGGAAAGGUAUCUCACAAGCGAGCCACAGAGCGUACGAACGUGGAGAUAUACUAUGCCUCCCGAUCUUGAUCCCUGGACAUUAACACCGCACAGAUCUGCUCUUAGAUCGUUCCCUCGCCGCAGCUUGCAAGAUUGCAUGGAAGCAAUCUUGGGAGCAAGCUAUUCCACCGGAGGGAUGAACAUGGCUCUGCGAGCAGGAACUGCGCUAGGUCUUAGCUUUGGAGGACCCCUGUCAUGGAACGCUCGAUAUUUAAACUCCCUCCCCGAGGAGCCUGUAUCUAAACUCUUCACGGGAUUGCAAGAAGCUCUCGGCUACCAAUUUCGUUGUGGCACCCUGCUGCUUGAGGCCGCGACCCAUCCCUCGUUCGGAUCCAAUGAGACGUCGUCUUACCAGCGGCUGGAGUUCCUCGGCGACGCACUGCUCGAUCUGGUUGUGAUCAAAUACCUAUAUGAUAAAUUCCCUAAGGCCAAUUCUGGCCAGCUAUCUUGGGCUCGUUCGCGUGCGGUGUGCGGACCAACGCAGGCCUCGAUCGCAGUCAGACGUCUCGGAUUGCACAAGUUGCUUUUGGUCAACAACGUGGAGCUGAGCGUUGCCAUUAGCCGAUACGUGCCUGCUCUGGAGGGACUGACAAGCAAGGAGGUUGUACGCAACGCUUGGAAGCACGACCCUCCCAAGGCCAUCUGUGACGUUUUCGAGAGCGUCAUGGGCGCUGUGUUGGUUGAUUCUAACUACAACCUCGAACUUGCCAUUAGCGUCGCGGAAAACAUUAUGUCAGACCUGCUUGAGGUCCUGACGCCAGAUUUACCCAGAGAUCCCAUAUCUGAGUUGAUGGUGUGGGUCGCGAGAGCAGGAUGCAAAAAGAUUCGCUUCCGAAAACAUCAGAGCCGGCCAGAGACGAAGAAGAACGAUGGUAUCAGUAUUCUGAUGCAUGAGCAAACUGUAGUCGGCCCUGUCAUCGCACAUAACCUCUCCCUCGCAAAGGGUCUCGCGUCCGAACGCGCACGUGUCGUCCUCGCAGACCCCAACUCACCAUAUUGCCUAUCCAAGAUUUGUGAUUGUGGAAAAGAAGACUCGACAACACAAGCAACUGACGAGAGUGACAGCAGCGAGCUCGACGACGAGACUACGCAGGGCUUCGCGAUGCUCGCCCACAUUGUCAAGGAGGAGCUGGAAGGCUCGAGCGAAUAUCAGCAGGCUAUAGAUGAAGACACAUCCAGCCAAAGCGAGGACGACAUGCUGGAGGAGCUAGAGGUGGAGGAUAUGAUGCAAGUUGAUGACAUUUCCUUACUUUCCCUGGAUGCUAUGGAUGACAGUCAGCAUCACGCCGAGUAUGUGUUGGACCCAAGUGUUGCACCAGUGACAGCCAGCCAUUCCCCUCCCACGAUUGACUGA
Molecule: messenger RNA, 4449 nt
Organism: Laetiporus sulphureus 93-53
Lineage: Eukaryota; Fungi; Basidiomycota; Agaricomycetes; Polyporales; Laetiporaceae
Exons: 8
Coding region: 1-4449 (1482 amino acids)
Biological process (GO): RNA processing
Molecular function (GO): nucleic acid binding; ribonuclease III activity; ATP binding
Source: RefSeq, a predicted model, not a curated record